UUCCACGAUCCACCCCUUGCCUUGCCCACUUGCUGAUAUAAAAAAUUAGAACACAUCUCUGAAGUGAGCAGCUGGGUGGUUUCCUGGAGGAGCACUUGCGAUAUUCAAACAAUGAAACAAGCCAACAAUAAAGCUGAACACAUAAUUACAGUCCUGCUGUCAAAUUCUGAGCUUACAAAGGAAGACUUGCCUACGACUUUUACUAUUUAUCAUAAAGAUCGCUAUCAUCUGUUUCAGGAAGGAAGACCGCGCAUUUUGGGGGUUAUUCACAUUACUUUUGGAUUUCUAAGUUUAACUUUCCUAUAUUUUUGUAUUUCUCAUGAUAUGAUUUUCAUCUUCUUCAUUCCUUCUUAUGUUCUGAGCAUUUUAAGCGGAAUACUGGGAGUUUGUUCCUCUUUUUUUCGAAAAACCUGCAUUGUCAAGUGGUUCUUAGCUAUCAGUGUGAUUUGUUCAGUUUUUAUCUUCUUACUAUUUGCAGUUUCAAUAUUGCUUAUGGUUGACAUAAAGGAAACAUAUUCCACAUAUGAAAUUAAGAUGCAGUUAGAGAUCAUCGCUGUACUUGGUGUUUUCAACAUUCUGGAAUUCAUCAAUUGCAUCGUAUCGUGUUGUUUUGCAAGCAAGGGAGUCUGCAGGGACGACUUUAAUUCCCAGCCUGUGGUCUAUCUGGAAUAUCAGUCACAGUCAGCAAGUAGACAAAAUCAAGAGCACAUAGAAACAUCUCUCUAAAGUGGGUCCAGUAAAUAAGAAGACGCCUUUGUGUCCAUUAUAAAUUGGAAAUUCCUGCUGAAGAGUGGCUUGCAAAACAAUAUGAAGGCAUCCUUUACAGUGCACUGGCUUCCUCACGGAAUGAGCCUGACAGCCAAUCUUGGUCUGUGCUGGUACUUAUUUGUCUGAUUUUUCUCUACAUGUCUCUGUGAUAUUCAAACCCUUAACAUUUGAAUGUAAAGUUACGUUUAGAUUAAGAUGAUUGGGGACUUGUGGAAUUAUUCAGCUACCACCCAGGAUAUCAGAUAGCAUUACAAAGAGAGACACACAACAAAGUCCUCAACAUAAGUAGACCAAGCAUGCAAGAUCAGACUUCUGCUGAAUUUCAUUUUAGCAGUGAAGACAAAGCAACCCUAAACAAUUAUGGAUUCAUGGUUGAUUUAUUUGCUUUUUCAAAUUCUUUGGUCAUUGCAUUUUCCCUAAAAUUGAAUUCAAAAGUAUAUAAUGAUGAUUUGGUCAUAUAUAUAUAUAUA
Polypterus senegalus (gray bichir) is the source of this 1238-nucleotide messenger RNA. RefSeq lists its product as uncharacterized. Bases 112 to 726 code for a protein of 204 amino acids. Lineage: Eukaryota; Metazoa; Chordata; Cladistia; Polypteriformes; Polypteridae. The transcript is spliced from 8 exons. The record is from RefSeq and is a predicted model, not a curated record.